Messenger RNA from Cornus florida, 4886 nucleotides. RefSeq names its product pleiotropic drug resistance protein 2-like. Gene Ontology annotation, cellular component: membrane. Bases 333 to 4673 code for a protein of 1446 amino acids. Gene Ontology annotation, molecular function: ABC-type transporter activity; ATP binding; ATP hydrolysis activity. The transcript has 20 exons. The record is from RefSeq and is a predicted model, not a curated record. Lineage: Eukaryota; Viridiplantae; Streptophyta; Magnoliopsida; Cornales; Cornaceae.
AUUUCUCAUGCAAGAGCUUGAAACACUCUCUAAUACCCAUUUUUGUCACCACCCACGAUGCCUCGUUACAACCAUCCCCCACAUUCUUUCUUUAUAUAUACAGAUAUAUUCAUUCAAUCAUUCACCAUCAAUACCCAAUUUCACAACUUCACUAAUGAAGUCACACUUGUGAUACAUGAAGCAAAGUUGUUGGUAUCAACUGUUUUGAAUCUCUGUUUCUUUCAGUGCUUUUAUGGGUUUUUAGUGGGCGAUCGACGAAGUUCUGUGCUGAAACAAAUAAAGGGUAUUACAAAAAAGGGGUCUUUUUUUGAGUGUUGUUGUAGCCGGUAACAAUGGCCGCAGCAUUGGCGGGAGAUGACUUGGCGAGGUCGUUGAGCAGGCGGGGGAGCUUUUCCUCCGGUAGCCGGAAAGGCUGGGCGUCUGCCAGCAUCCGGGAGGUGUUUGCCGCCCCCGGUGGAGAUGUGUUCCAGAAGAGUGGGAGGGAAGAUGAUGAGGAGCAGCUUGUGUGGGCUGCGAUUGAGCGCCUCCCAACAUAUGAUAGGGUCAAAAGAGGAAUUCUCAACAGAGUUUCGGACACCGGAAGGGUUUUUCAUGAGGAGGUUGAUGUUGCCAAUCUUGGAAUGAAAGACAAGAAACAUCUCAUUGAAAGCAUACUCAAAGUUGUGGAAGAUGAUAAUGAGAGGUUUCUUCUUAGGCUCAGAGACAGGACUGAUAGGGUUGGGAUUGAUAUUCCUACAAUCGAAGUCCGGUAUGAGCAUUUGUCAGUGGAAGGAGAUGCACAUGUUGGAAGCAGGGCUCUUCCAACUCUCUGGAAUUAUACCUUGAAUACACUAGAGGGGCUUCUUGGGCUUGUGAGGCUUUCCCCAUCAAAGAAAAGGGUUGUCAACAUACUCCGCGACGUGAGUGGAAUUGUGAAACCAUCAAGAAUGACACUACUUCUGGGGCCUCCAGGCUCUGGGAAGACCACAUUGUUACAAGCACUUGCCGGAAAGUUGGACAAAAAUUUAAGAGUAGCGGGAGAGAUAACUUACUGUGGUCAUGAAAUGAAUGAGUUUAUACCUCAGAGAACUUGUGCUUACAUUAGCCAGCAUGAUCUUCACCAAGGUGAGAUGACUGUCAGAGAGACAUUGGAUUUCUCCGGACGUUGCUUGGGAGUUGGAACCAGAUAUGAACUAAUGGCAGAACUGUCUAGAAGAGAAAAAGACUCUGGAAUUAAACCUGAUCCGGAGAUUGAUGCAUUCAUGAAAGCCACAGCAGUGGCUGGCCAAGAGUCUAGUUUGGUCACAGACUAUGUUCUCAAGAUACUUGGACUAGAUAUCUGUGCUGAUAUUAUGGUGGGUGAUGAGAUGAGAAGGGGUAUUUCUGGUGGACAGAAGAAGCGUGUCACAACUGGAGAAAUGUUGGUUGGGCCGGCAAAAGUUUUCUUCAUGGACGAAAUCUCAACUGGUCUUGACAGUUCUACAACUUUUCAGAUUGUCAAGUUUAUGAGGCAGAUGGUUCAUAUCAUGGAUGUAACCAUGAUUAUUUCUCUUCUUCAACCUGCACCUGAAACUUAUGAUCUUUUUGACGACAUCAUUUUUCUUUCGGAGGGUCAAAUUGUCUACCAAGGUCCACGGGAACAUGUUCUCGAGUUCUUUGAGCGUGUGGGAUUUAAAUGCCCAGAUAGAAAAGGAGUAGCUGAUUUUCUCCAAGAAGUUACUUCAAAGAAGGACCAAGAGCAGUACUGGUUCAAAAAGAAUCAACCUUACCGAUACAUUUCAGUACCUGAGUUUGUGUCUCAUUUCAACUCUUUCCACAUCGGGCAGAAGGUUUUCAGUGAACUUGGAGUGCCUUAUGACAGAACUAAAGCCCAUCCUGCAGCAUUGGUCACUGAAAAGUAUGGUAUCUCCAAGAUGGAUCUCUUCAAGGCAUGCUUGUCGAGGGAGUGGCUAUUGAUGAAGCGCAACUCCUUCUUGUACAUAUUCAAGACUACCCAGAUAACAAUUAUGUCAAUAUUUGCUUUUACGGUGUUCUUUAGGACGGAGAUGAAGGCUGGUCACCCUGAACAUGCAGCUAAAUAUUUUGGUGCACUGUUUUUCACUCUCAUAAAUGUGAUGUUUAAUGGGAUGGCAGAGCUUGCAUUGACAAUUUUCAGGCUUCCGGUGUUCUAUAAACAAAGGGAUGCCUUAUUUCACCCGGCAUGGGCUUUUGCCCUACCAAUUUGGCUUCUCAGGAUCCCUCUUUCACUUAUGGAAUCAGGGAUAUGGAUCAUCCUCACAUAUUACACUAUCGGAUUUGCCCCUUCUUGGAGCAGGUUUUUCCGCCAAUUUUUGGCAUUAUUUGGUAUACAUCAGUCGGCUUUGUCUCUCUUCCGUUUCAUAGCAGCACUUGGAAGAACACAGGUUGUAGCGAAUACUCUCGGUACAUUUACAUUGCUUUUGGUUUUCGUCCUUGGUGGAUUCGUUGUUGCCAAAGAUGACAUCGAACCAUGGAUGAUAUGGGGGUACUGGAUAUCUCCCAUGAUGUAUGGACAGAAUGCUAUAUUCAUCAAUGAAUUUCUGGAUGAAAGAUGGAGCGCGCCCAAUCCCGACACAAGAUUUCCUGAAACUACUAUUGGGAAGGUUCUUCUUAAAUCCAGGGGCAUGUUUGUGGAAGAGUGUUGGUACUGGAUUUCUGUUGCUGCACUCUUUGUGUUUUCUCUGCUCUUCAAUGUUUUCUUCAUUGUAGCGCUGACAUACUUGAAUCCUUUGGGGGAUUCUAAAUCUGUUAUCAUGGAUGAAGGUAUUGAUAUGGCGGUGAGGAACACUCCACAACAUACCAAAUCAAGUGCUGUAGAGAAUUCAAAUAAUAAAAGAGGAAUGGUGCUACCCUUCCAACCCUUGUCCCUUGCUUUUGAUCAUGUGAAUUACUACGUCGAUAUGCCUGCCGAAAUGAAGAACCAAGGCAUUGAGGAGACUCGUCUUCAACUAUUACGAGAUGUCAGUGGUGCUUUCAGGCCUGGUGUUCUAACAGCACUAGUUGGUGUGAGUGGUGCUGGAAAGACCACCUUGAUGGAUGUCCUAGCAGGAAGAAAGACUGGUGGGUAUAUAGAAGGAAGUAUCAGCAUUUCGGGGUACCCCAAAAACCAAGCAACUUUUGCUCGUGUCAGUGGUUAUUGUGAACAGAAUGAUAUCCAUUCUCCACACGUUACAGUUUUUGAGUCCCUUGUGUUCUCUGCUUGGUUGCGUCUUGCUGCAGAUGUAAAGCAGGAAACACGAAAGAUGUUUGUCGAGGAAGUAAUGGAGUUGGUUGAGUUGAACCCACUGAGGGAUGCUCUAGUUGGCCUUCCAGGUGUAGAUGGUCUCUCGACUGAGCAGAGGAAGAGGCUCACUAUAGCCGUAGAAUUGGUUGCAAAUCCCUCCAUCAUUUUCAUGGAUGAGCCAACUUCUGGUCUUGAUGCGAGAGCUGCUGCAAUUGUGAUGCGAACUGUGAGAAACACGGUGGACACUGGGCGAACUGUUGUCUGCACAAUUCACCAACCGAGCAUAGAUAUUUUUGAAGCUUUUGAUGAGCUCUUCUUGAUGAAAAGAGGAGGGCAAGUCACUUAUGCCGGACCACUAGGUCGUCAGUCUCACCUGUUAGUAGAAUACUUUGAAUCUGUCCCAGGGGUAACUAAGAUUAAGGAUGGUUACAAUCCUGCUACAUGGAUGCUUGAGGUCAGUUCUUCUGCAGUUGAGAAUCAACUUGAUGUGAACUUCGCAGACAUUUAUGCCAACUCUGACUUGUAUCGGAGGAAUCAAGCUCUUAUCAAAGAGCUCAGCAAUCCGGCACCAGAAUCGCAGGACCUAUAUUUCCCAUCCCAGUACUCCCAAUCCUUCCUUACUCAAUGCAAGUCUUGCUUCUGGAAACAGUACUGGUCCUACUGGAGGAAUCCACAGUACAAUGCCAUCCGUUUUUUCAUGACAAUAGUUAUUGGUAUUCUGUUCGGAGUUAUUUAUUGGGACAAAGGAAAGAAGAUGCACACGCAACAAGACUUGACAAAUCUGCUAGGAGCUAUAUAUUCUGCUGUUCUGUUUCUUGGAGGAACAAACACUUCCGCCGUGCAGACUGUUGUGGCAAUCGAAAGAACUGUCUUCUAUCGCGAAAGAGCAGCAGGGAUGUAUUCAGCACUGCCUUACGCAUUUGCUCAAGUGGCUGUAGAGAUCAUUUACGUCGCGAUCCAAACUUUCAUAUAUAGUUUACUUCUUUUCUCAAUGAUUGGAUUCCAAUGGGGAGUUGGCAAGUUCUUAUGGUUCUACUACUACAUAAUGAUGUGCUUCAACUACUUCACUUUGUAUGGGAUGAUGCUUGUCGCCCUUACUCCGAGCUACCAAAUUGCUGCAAUUCUCAUGUCAUUCUUCCUCAGCUUCUGGAACCUGUUCUCCGGUUUCCUCAUUGCUAGGAUGCAAAUACCGAUAUGGUGGAGGUGGUACUACUGGGGUUCUCCUGUGGCAUGGACAAUCUAUGGCCUUGUGACGUCUCAGGCUGGUGACAAGGAUGAGAUGGUUGUGGUACCCGAAGAUGGUGCCAUGCAGGUGAAGGUUUACCUUGAGAAGUACUACGGCUUCAAGUAUGAUUUCCUCGGAGCUGUAGCCAUCGCCCAUGUUGGUUGGGUACUCCUAUUCUUAUUUGUCUUUGCCUAUGGCAUCAAGUUCCUUAACUUCCAAAGAAGAUGAUAAGAACACCUCAGAACAUCAUAUUUUUUUUGCAUACUCAGCUUUCUGGGAAUAACUUGAAGGAAGACAAAAAACAGUUGUUUGUAUUUUGUUGAAUUUUGUAAAUUGUGACAGAAUUGUACUCAUUUCCUUGUUAAAUGAAGCUGCAUUGUUUGAUUGAUGUCCAUGGUUGCUUCUUUAUCAUUUCGCUUUAAUUCAAAUUCAUAUGCAUUA